Molecule: messenger RNA, 1588 nt
Organism: Anas platyrhynchos (mallard)
Lineage: Eukaryota; Metazoa; Chordata; Aves; Anseriformes; Anatidae
Source: RefSeq, a predicted model, not a curated record
AUGCUGCUUUUGCUGCUGGGGAUCAUCGUGCUCCACGUCACCGUGCUGGUGCUCCUCUUCGUCUCCACCAUCGUCAGCCAAUGGCUCGUGAACGGCGGGCAGACGGCGGACCUGUGGCAGAACUGCUCCUCCGGUGCUAUCUUCCAGUGCCUGACAUCGUCCACAAAUGAAUGGCUGCAGUCUGUCCAGGCGAUGAUGAUCCUCUCCAUCAUCUUCAGCGUCUUGUCCCUCUUCCUGUUCUUUUGCCAGCUCUUCACGCUCACCAAGGGCGGGCGGUUUUACAUUACUGGGAUCUUCCAAAUCCUUGCCGGGCUCUGUGUGAUGAGCGGCGCGGCCAUCUUCACAGUGAGGCACACGGACUGGCACCAAGCCUCGGAAAACACCUCCUAUGGCUUCGCCUAUAUCCUGGCGUGGCUCGCCUUCCCCCUGGCCCUCGCCAGUGGCAUCGUCUACGUCAUCCUACGGAAGCGCGAGUGAUGCCGCAGGAGGCGCAACCGGGGCACUCAUGACGUCCACGGAGGAGACGGAGGCGGGGGAAAAUAGACGAGAAAACGGAAAAGAAAAUUAACCAAAAAAAAAAAAAAGAAAAAAAAAAGGAAUAAACCCUCCCACCAAAAAAAAACAAACCAAACCCAACCGACCCCAAAAGGAAACACUCAAAGGGUUACUUGUUAAUUGAGGAUGUAUAUAGUAUCUAUGGUUUAAAAAACCUAUUUAUAACACUUUUUACAUAUAUGUACAUAGUAUUGUUUGCUUUUGUUGACCAUAUGCUAUGUUUUAAAGCCUAAAGAAAGUGCCUAAGGAAUUAUUACUCCUAACAGUGUAACAAGAGCGCGGUGAUUUUUCUCUCAUGCAAGCCCUUUGUGAUCUGAGCUCUCCUUCCCCACCCCAGCCGUGCCAUUGGAGCCCCCCAGCUCUGGCUGCUGUCUCUCUGGCACUGGUCGGUGCCGCUCCGCAGAGCAGCGGGGAGUUACGCCUGGUGAUGUCGGCCGGAGGCUUGGCCCCUGCUCCUCCUGCCCACUGAGAUUUUGGCGGCUGGAGGGCACGGCCAGGGCUGGCGGAGGCGCUUCCAAAAGGUUCGAAGGGUUUUCGGAGCAAAGGACUGCCCAAAGUGCCUAAAUGACUUAUGUGCCUAAGUCCCAUUGCCUUGCCACCACACCCGCUGGGAAUUUGGGCUUUUAAAUCACUUAGGUUGAAUGCAGGCGAGUGCGGGCUGUGCUCCAUCCAAGCGUGUGCCCAGGGUGCCGGGGGCUGUGUGCGCCCUGAGCCAAGCCCCCGGGCACGGGCUGUCCCCGCCACGCAAUGUGCGUUGUCCUUGCCGUGGAGCUAGAGUACCGAUGAGCAGGAAGCAAACCCCGUAUAUCUAUGAAAUCAAAUGCCAGAUAUAUGAAAUGGUGCUAUCUAUUUACCAUUCCUUAUACUGCUAGCCAUUUAACCUUAUUCACUGGAAAUUCAGUUAACAACCUUGAGGUAAACAACGAAGCUAGAAAUGAGAAAUAAUUCUGUGUAAUAUAAACGAGCUUUAACUGCUUUUGUACUUAGACAACUUGCUCUUACUAUUAUUUUUAAUAAAGCAUUUAUAACCGAG